AUGACAGUCUUAAACGUUGCCAUGAACAGUUUUACAAGUUAUGCCGCCAUCAUGUUAAACAUCGUUGCAAUUAUCGCGUUGAGAAAAACUCCAUCACUUCGGAAGCCUUUAAAAAUACUACUUCUAAGUAUCAGUGUCUCAGAUCUUUGUGUUGGUUUGCUAGUACAGCCAUUGUACGUGGCACUGCAUGUGAUUGAUAAGCGCAAUCCCAUUGUCGCACCACUGGUAAGAGUGCAUAUUAUUUCAGCCAAUUUUUUUUGUACUGCUACGCUGUUGGGUAUUUGUGCUGUAUCAGUUGACAGAUUCCUAACAAUUCAUCUUCAACUUCGAUACCAGGAAAUCGUUACUCACAGACGCGUUCAGGCUGUGGUUAUCUCAAUUUGGGUUUUCAGUGCAGUUCUUUCCCUC
This is a messenger RNA of Porites evermanni, 408 nucleotides long. The record is from the annotation of a GenBank genome assembly. NCBI's taxonomy places the organism in Eukaryota, Metazoa, Cnidaria, Anthozoa, Scleractinia, Poritidae.